Molecule: messenger RNA, 2919 nt
Organism: Globicephala melas (long-finned pilot whale)
Lineage: Eukaryota; Metazoa; Chordata; Mammalia; Artiodactyla; Delphinidae
Gene: TRIM38
Product: tripartite motif containing 38
Biological process (GO): positive regulation of autophagy; protein polyubiquitination; positive regulation of canonical NF-kappaB signal transduction
Cellular component (GO): cytosol; cytoplasm; nucleoplasm
Molecular function (GO): protein homodimerization activity; protein kinase binding; ubiquitin protein ligase activity
Source: RefSeq, a predicted model, not a curated record
AGACACCGGCGAUUUCACGAGCUUCCUCCCCGGAUCUACAGGGCGCCACCUCCCACGGCAGUUUCACUUCUCAGUUUAGUCCAGUCUGAGUUAACUUCCUCACCCAGAUCUCCGGAACCGGCAGCUACGGAGGGAGCUAGCAGUGCCUAUGUGCCUGCUGCAUGACUCCAUGUCAGAUCUCCGAAGAUCCAGGAUGUGAGAGAGAAGACCACGUGACCUGUGGAGGCCAGUGGCAGCCAGCGCAUCGGAAAGAGGCUCAGACAAGGUGAAGUUCCAUCGCUGUGGGAAAGUUCUGGCUGCUUCAUCUCUGCCUCUAGAUCCAAUAUUAGAGAUUUUCAGGAAAAGCCAUGGCCUCAACCCCAAUCACCAAGAAGAUGAGGGAGGAAGCCACCUGUUCCAUCUGUCUGCAACUGAUAACUGAGCCAGUGAGCAUCAGCUGUGGACACAGCUACUGCCACUUGUGCAUAGUGAGCUUCUGUGAGAUGCAACCAUGGCUGGAGAUGUUCUCCUGUCCCCAGUGUCGGAUGCCAUUUAAAAUGGCGAGCCUCCGACCCAACAGGCAGCUGGGAAACCUCAUUGACGCCAUCAAGGAGAUGGACCAGGAAAUGUCAUGUGAGGAACAUGGAGAGAAGCUCCGUCUCUUCUGUGAAGACGAGGGCCAGCUCAUCUGCUGGCGCUGUGAUCGAGGAUUGCAGCACAAAGGGCACACCACAGCUCUGGUGGAAGAUGCAUGCCAAGGUUACAAGGAGAAGCUCCAGGAAGCUGUGACAAAAUUGAGGCAACUGGAAGAGGAAUGUAUGAACCUGAAGGUGUUCACGGCAAAGCAAAUAACCGAAUGGAAUGAGAAGAUAGAAGUUCAGAAACAAAAAAUCCAGUCUGACUUUAAGAAUCUCCAGAGCUUCCUUCAUGAGGAAGAGAAGUCUUACCUAUGGAAACUGGAGAAAGAAAAAGAGCAGACUCUGAGGAGACUGAGGGACAAUGAGGCCAAUCUUGAACAGAAGAGCCAUGAACUCGAGAGCUAUAUCCUGCAACUAGAGCAUAAAUGUCAGGGCUCAGCCCAAAAUCUGCUGCAGGAUGUGAAAGAUACUUUGAGCAGGAGUUGGGCUGUGAAGCUAGAACAACCAGAGGCCCCCUCUUUGGACCUUCACACUGUGUGCAAUGUUUCUGAGCUUUACUUUGAUGUGAAGAAAAUGUUAAGGAGCUAUCAAGUCAGCGUGACUCUGGAUCCAGAUACAGCUUAUUACGAACUAAUUCUGUCUGAGGAUCGGAGACAAGUGACUCGUGGAUGCCCCCAGGAGAAUCUUGAUACUUCUUCUAGGAGAUUUAGUGCCUUACCCUGUAUCCUGGGCUGUGAAGGCUUCACCUCAGGAAAACAUUACUUUGAAGUGGAUGUGGGAGAGGGAACUGGGUGGGAUUUAGGAGUCUGUAUGGAAACUGUGCAGAGGGACACUGUCAUGGUGCAGACGCCUCAGUCUGGAUUCUGGGCCAUCAGACUGUGCAAAAAGAAUGGCUAUGUAGCGCUUACCUCUCCCCUAACUUCCCUUCAGCUAAGGGAGCAGCCCCUGGUUGUGGGGAUAUUUCUGGACUUCGAGGCUGGAGUUGUAUCCUUUUACAACAUGACCACUGGUUCCCACAUCUUCACCUUCCCAAAGGCCUCCUUCUCUGACACUCUCCGGCCCUAUUUCCAGGUCUAUCAAUAUUCUCCUUUGUUCCUGCCUCCCCCAGAUGAGUAAGGGAAGGAGCAAAGUCUCCUCCUUGAUUUAACUAGCAUAGAGAGUAUAAUCUGAAUCCCACGAGGACAGAAAUGUCGUCUCUUUUCUUCGAAGCUAUUUCCUUGUACCUAAAACAGUGCUGGGUUUUUAGUGCAUACUUAAUAAAUCUGCAUUGAAUAAAUGACUAUAAUGACUGUAAAAAUACCCCAAGUGGUCAGGCUGAGCUGGGAAAAAGCAAGAUAAUAGCGAUGAUUAUGCUUUGUCCUCUCCAUCCCUCUUCAAUGGGUUCAGAGUUUCGAUUUCUAAGAGUUCUUGAGUGACCCAGGAGGGUGACUCAGAGACCAGGAGGUCUGACUUCUCCCAGUUUGUUUGGUGCCAUUUAAACUCAUAGAUGGGGGAUGAGGAAAAGCUGCAAUUGUCUCUGUCAACUGCAGACAGGAGCAUGAAAAUCAAAAAUGCAAUGACUCAUCUAACCACUGACAUGAUUAAUAAUCUGAGCCAUCAAUAAUCUGAUGUAGUAAGUGUGGACAGCUACCAGACCUGGUGAGAUCUGCUUGAGCAAUAACCACCCUCCCACCCCCAUCUCAGAAGCCAGUUGCAAGUCCAGGUUGUCACCUGUGCUUCUGACUGACUGGCUAUAAAUUGGAGGUUCCCAUGAUCCCCUCUUUGGGUUUGAUCAUUUGUUAGAAUACCUCACAGAACUCUGAGAAACACUUUGUUUACUGGUCUAUUAUGUAAUAAAAGAUAUGAUAAAGGAUACAAAUAAACAACCAAAUGAAAAGAUGCAUAGGAUGAGGUCCAGAAAGGUCCCUAGCACAGGAGUGUCUGUCCCCAUGGAGUUCGAGUACAUCACCCUCCCAGCAUGUGGAUGUGUUCACCAAUUCUGAAGAUCUCCAAACCCUGUGCUUUGAGGAUUUUUAUGGCGGCUUCAUCAUGUGGGCAUGAUCAACCAUCAAUUUAAUUUCCAGCCCCUCCUCCGUUCCCAAAGGCUAGGGAGUGAGGCUGAAAGUUCCAAGCAACUAAUCAUGGCCUGGUCCUUCUGGUGAUUAGUCCCCAUCCUGAUCUAUCCAAGAGCUCACCAAGAGUUGCCUCAUUAGAACAAGAGACAUUCCUAUCACCUAGGAAGUUCCAAGGGAUUUAGGAGCUCUGUACUAGGAACCAAGGGAAGAGGCCAAUGUGUGUGUGUGUGUGUAUUCAUAUAUAUGUG